AUGAAACGGAAAGGACAUAAUCCUAAUCCUAGAGAUAUGAAUACUAUCGUACCAAUUCACAACGCUGUCAAUGAGAGAGCCUGGAUGGAGAUAAAGAAGUGGGAAGACGGUAAAAGCGAUUGCGAAAUAUAUCUACACAGUUUUAAAGGUAGACCGCAAGAUAGGUCGCCCAAAGCAUGGAUAAAAACUGCAUUAGGUUACACACCACCUUUCGAUAGACACGAUUGGAUUAUCGACAGAUGCGGUCAACGCGUCCGUUAUGUUAUAGAUUUUUACUCAGGUUCUAACAAAAUGGGUUUAAACACCCCUUCAUUCUAUCUCGAUGUUAGACCUGCAUUAGACGAUUUCGAUAGUCUAACACAACGUUUGUGGAAGCUAAUUAACUAA
This is a messenger RNA of Wallemia mellicola CBS 633.66, 387 nucleotides long. Its product is annotated as cytochrome c and c1 heme-lyase. Lineage: Eukaryota; Fungi; Basidiomycota; Wallemiomycetes; Wallemiales; Wallemiaceae. The record is from RefSeq and is a predicted model, not a curated record. The coding region runs from base 1 to 387 and encodes 128 amino acids. Gene Ontology annotation, cellular component: mitochondrion. Gene Ontology annotation, molecular function: holocytochrome-c synthase activity. The transcript is spliced from 2 exons. Gene Ontology annotation, biological process: cytochrome c-heme linkage.